Molecule: messenger RNA, 1103 nt
Organism: Suillus paluster
Lineage: Eukaryota; Fungi; Basidiomycota; Agaricomycetes; Boletales; Suillaceae
Product: ribonuclease H-like domain-containing protein
Exons: 6
Coding region: 93-1025 (310 amino acids)
Biological process (GO): mismatch repair; DNA replication, removal of RNA primer
Cellular component (GO): ribonuclease H2 complex
Molecular function (GO): RNA-DNA hybrid ribonuclease activity; RNA binding
Source: RefSeq, a predicted model, not a curated record
CGCUCUUCUUGUGACCUUCGACUUGUGGAAGCAUCUAAGGAGUUAAUAUUUGGUUAAGAUACUUACAAGACUUGUACAAAACAGUGCAAAGCAUGUCCCCUUCUGGUUCUGUUAUUCCCUCAGCACCUGGACCAUCAAGUCCUCUCACAAACUCGUAUACUUACCAUUCUCCAACGCCCACAGCAGCAGGGCCAUACAUCCUUGGUGUAGAUGAGGCUGGUCGUGGCCCUGUACUUGGGCCACUCGUUUAUGGUGUUGCCUAUUGUCCUGCAUCUUGGAAGACCGACUUAGAGAAGCUUGGCUUUGCUGACUCAAAAACACUCACAUCGGAAAAGCGAGCUCAAUUGUUGGGCGUCCUUAAUUCUGAUCCUCAGAAUCUCGGAUGGUCUGUCCGAGUCAUCAGUCCGCAAGCCAUAUCGGCUGGGAUGUUGAGAGUUCCACCGACGAAUCUCAACAAACAAUCACAGGAUGCAACUGUAUUGCUCAUACGUGAAGUUCUUCAGAGUGGGCUCCAGUUGUCCGAGGUAUAUGUGGAUGCUCUGGGAAACACGACUACUUAUGAAGCCUAUCUUUCUUCCCAAUUCCCGGGAAUCGGUUUCACCGUAACAACGAAAGCAGAUUCAAAGUUCAAGAUCGUGGGAGCAGCUAGUGUGGCAGCAAAGGUGACAAGGGAUGCGUGUGUGGAUGGUUGGACCUUCGAAGAACUAAUCGAAGAAGACGGCAGUACGGUUAGGAAAGCUCGAAAAGAGGAGUGGAACAGAGAAUUCGGGAGUGGCUAUCCAUCAGAUCCAAAAACUCAAAGUUGGAUAAAGAACUCACUCGACCCUACUUUCGGUUUUCCAUCCUUGGUCCGAUUUUCGUGGACAACUGUUAAAGUCGUGCUGGAGAAAUCUGCGCAUUCUGUGAAAUGGAUCGACGAGGGGCAGGAGUCAUUAAUGAAGGCAUUUGAGGGCGGAAAGGGGAGGGAAAAAGACCGGUGCAUUGUCACAAAGGACCUUGGUAUCCAGAGCGUUGGAAUGCUAUAAAAAGCGCUGCGUACAUUUGCCAACUUGCAAUACUUACAGGUGCUGUGGAGCAAAUAGAACGAGUCGGAGGCUUACGGU